Messenger RNA from Eucalyptus grandis, 1193 nucleotides. Its product is annotated as peroxidase 11. Lineage: Eukaryota; Viridiplantae; Streptophyta; Magnoliopsida; Myrtales; Myrtaceae. The transcript is spliced from 4 exons. Gene Ontology annotation, molecular function: peroxidase activity; heme binding. The record is from RefSeq and is a predicted model, not a curated record. Gene Ontology annotation, biological process: response to oxidative stress; hydrogen peroxide catabolic process. The coding region runs from base 4 to 1044 and encodes 346 amino acids.
UGCAUGUCGGCCAAACAACCGAGAAUGGCAGCUUCGAUUCAUCCAAGAGUCCUCGCGAUGCAGUUCUUGGGCGCGAUCGCCUUCAUUUCUGGUGUUCUACGCUCCGGUGCAAGCGACCCUCCACUGACGCUUGAUUACUAUGCAUCUUCGUGCCCGACCGUGUUUGACGUCAUCCAUAAAGAAAUGGAAUGCGCGGUGCUCUCAGAUCCGCGCAAUGCUGCGUUUGUAGUCCGACUACACUUUCAUGACUGCUUCGUCCAGGGAUGUGACGGUUCGGUUCUGUUAGACGAUACAGUCACGCUGCAAGGAGAGAAGACAGCGUCCCCAAAUAUAAACUCUCUAGAUGGUUUUGAUAUCAUCGAUAAGAUCAAGAACAAAGUUGAAUCCGACUGCCCUGGAAUUGUCUCGUGCGCUGAUAUAUUGACAAUUGCUGCUAGAGAUGCGGUCAUUCUGGUGGGCGGACCGUAUUGGGAUGUUCCGGUGGGGAGGAAGGACUCGAGAACUGCAAGCUACGAGCUUGCAAACGCCAACAUUCCAACUGCGAACGAAGGUCUCACUUCCAUCAUUUCCAAGUUCCUUUCCCUCGGCCUCUCUGUCACCGACACCGUCGCGCUUUCCGGGGCUCACACGAUCGGCAUGGCACGAUGUGAGAACUACCGUGCGAGGAUAUACGGCGACUACGAAUCAACGUCGGGCGGUAGUCCAUCCUCCGAAGCACGCCUCAGCAAAUUGAAGUCCACGUGCCCAGCCGCCGGAGGGGGAGAGGACAACAUCGCGCCGAUGGACUACGAAACGCCCAACGUAUUCGACAACUCCUACUACCACUUGCUCCUGAAUGGAGAGGGAUUACUUAACUCCGACCAAGAACUGUAUUCGAGUGUAUUGGCGAUUCAGACCAAGAAGAUUGCGGUACAGUAUGCGCAUGACACGGCGGCUUUCUUCCAGCAGUUCUCCGAAUCCAUGGUCAAGAUGGGGAACAUCACGAAUUCGGAUAGCUUUGUCAAUGGAGAAGUGAGGAAGAACUGCAGAUUUAUCAAUACAUGAUCGCUGAGUCAUGUGUAAUGAAGACUCGUUUGAUUUUUAAUCUUUGUUGGUUACUUAUCCAGAGUCGGACAUAUGCAAACUCGAGCUAAUUAGCAAAUUCAUUUGGAAGUUAAAACGAUUCUUGUAAUAGAGACGUACAUUUCUCUACA